AGCCCCAUCUUGGUGUCAGUGGGAGGAAUAGUGCCCCAUCGUUGGUGUCAGUGGAGGAAUAGUGCCCCAUCAUUGGUGUCAGUGGGAGGAAUAGUGCCCCAUCAGUCAGUGGGAGGAAUAGUGCCCCAUCAUUGGUGUCAGUGGGAAGUGCCCCAUCAUUGCUGUCAGUGGGAGGAAUAGUGCCCCAUCAUUGGUGUCAGUGGGAGGAAUAGUGCCCCAUCAUUGGUGUCAGUGGGAGGAAUAGAUCAUUGGUGUCAAGGAAUAGUGCCCCAAUUGGUGUCAGUGGGAGGAAUAGUGCCCCAUCAUUGGUGUUGGGAGGAAGUAGUGCCCCAUCACUGGUGUCAGUGGGAGUAGUAGUGCCCCAUCACUGGUGUCAGUGGGAGAAUAG
Messenger RNA from Staurois parvus, 388 nucleotides. The record is from the annotation of a GenBank genome assembly. Lineage: Eukaryota; Metazoa; Chordata; Amphibia; Anura; Ranidae.